AUGUGGCCGGCAUUUAUUGUUAUAUUGGUGGUAGUACUUAAUCAGUGUGAUGCAAGUGAAUGGAGACAGGUGCACACCGCGCAGGGAGAUGUGCGCGGACGCAAGGACCCUGACGGUGGACUGUACAGCUUUUACAAUAUACCGUAUGCUACAGUACCUACAGGACCCGAUAAGUAUAAGGCUCCCCUGCCAGGACCGGUGUGGCAAGAACCACUUGAUGCUGUAGACAAGAAGAUAAUAUGCUGGCAAGCCAACACUCAAUUAAUGGAUUUAAGCUUCGCAAAUAUGCAAGAAAAUUGUCUCGUUGCAAAUGUAUUUGUCCCCGACACAGAAGAAAAGAACCUUCCAGUAUUAGUAAUCAUACACGGAGGAGGAUUUGAAAUUGGAUAUGGUGACAUGAUAUCACCCAAAAAUUUAGUAAGGACGAAGAAAAUUAUUGUCGUUAAUUUCAACUACCGACUUGGAGUACACGGAUUCUUGUGUCUGGGCUCAAAAGCCGCUCCAGGUAACGCUGGACUGAAGGAUCAAGUUGCUCUACUUCACUGGGUGAAGAGAAAUAUUGCUAAUUUUGGUGGCAAUCCUGACGAUGUUACUGUAUCAGGCGGUAGUGCUGGCAGCAUGUCUACACAUUUGUUGACGCUGUCAAAGUCAGCGGAAGGGCUUUUUACUAAAGUCAUACCAGAAAGUGGGGCGGAUGUAUCAACUGCUGCUUUUCAGUUAGAUCCACUUGAUAAUGCCAAAACUUACGCUAGAAUGUUAAACUUUACAGAUGUAGAUGAUUUCAAGGCUUUAGAAGAAUUUUAUAAGAGUUUUUCUUUGAAAUCAAUUAUAGUGGGUUCAUUUGGUACUAGGCAAAAUGCAACAUUUUUGUUUGCGCCGUGUAUGGAAAACGAUACAGAUGAUCAAUCAAUUUUUACCGAUUAUCCAGUUAACAUAAUCAAGAAGGGUAAAUAUAAAAAAGUCCCUACUUUAAUUGGCAUCGCCAAUAUGGAAGGAACAUGUCAACUACAUAAUUUUGAUUUAUGGAAAGAUGUUAUGAACGAAAGGUUUUCAGACUUCUUACCCGGUGAUUUACAAUUUCCAAGUGAGGAAGAAAAAGAGGAAGUCAGUAAAAGAGUUAAAGAAUUUUAUUUUGGAGAUCAGCCGGUAGCUGAUAAUACAAUAUUGUCUUAUAUUAAGUAUUUUGGAGAUAUUAUCAUAAACUUUCCAACAUGGAGAUCUGUAAAACUACACGUAGAAGCCGGACAUGACCAAAUAUAUUUAUAUGAAUAUUCCUUCGUGGACGAAGUUAGCCCCGUAGUUCCUCAUACCGACGUGCGCGGUGCUGGACAUUGUGCUCAGACAGCAGCACUACUUGAUGGAAUACCUUUCGUAUCCGCUGAUGAGAGUAAAUUAUCAGAAGAGUACAAACAAAUGAAAUCGACAAUUAGAGAUAUCUGGUACAACUUCGCAGUAUAUAGGUCACCUAUACCACAAGGAUCGUCUCUGCCCGCCUGGCCAGCGGCUGGUGCUGAUGGCAGUCCAUAUAUGUCUUUUGGGAAAACAAUCCAUUUAGGAAAUGGAACAUUUCUGGGGGAACGAGCACAAUUGUGGAAUGAUAUUUAUGAAAAGUAUUUCAAAGCGCCAGUAGCGCCACCAAAACAACGACGUACAGAGUUAUAA
Messenger RNA from Spodoptera littoralis (African cotton leafworm), 1662 nucleotides. The record is from the annotation of a GenBank genome assembly. NCBI's taxonomy places the organism in Eukaryota, Metazoa, Arthropoda, Insecta, Lepidoptera, Noctuidae.